AUGGAGCAUGGUCGAUGUCCGUUUAUCAAUAGAAAAUUUCGUUAUUUAUCGAAACAAAUAUUUUAUUUACAGUUAGAUAAACUACUGUCAUGUCAAAAACUGCUCUCGGAGGAAGAUGGAAAUAUCGUCAACGAUGAACAUCUCUUUAUCACUACUCACCAGGUCUAUGAACUUUGGUUCAAACAAAUCAAUUUUGAAAUGGAUAAUAUCAUGGCAUAUUUAAACAAUAAAAUUGUUGAUGAAACAAAAACAUUAAGAAUCGUUAGUGGUCUUGAAAGAAUUGUUCGUAUACUGAAACUUCUUACUGAUCAAAUGCUCAUUCUUGAGACGAUGUCACCGCUGGAUUUCGUUGAAUUUAGAAAAUAUCUCAAGUCAUCGUCGGGCUUCCAAAGUUUUCAAUUCCGUAUUCUUGAGAAUAAACUCGGUAUUGUAUCAGAAGGACGUAUCAACUAUAACUCUCAACACUAUGCAGCUGUUUUCAAGAAUGAACACGAACGAGCGAUGGUUCAACGCUCUGAAGAUGCAACUUCACUGUUGAAUCUUAUUGAGAAAUGGCUUGAACGAACACCAGGAGUCCAAUCAUCCUGUGGCGAACCAGGAUUCUGGAGCACAUAUGUAAACGCUGUGGAGAAGUACUUGGACGAUUUGAAAAUGAAAUCUGAGGUAAACACACGUUUCAGCCUAUAA
Molecule: messenger RNA, 687 nt
Organism: Anisakis simplex (herring worm)
Lineage: Eukaryota; Metazoa; Nematoda; Chromadorea; Rhabditida; Anisakidae
Source: the annotation of a GenBank genome assembly